Pelobates fuscus (common spadefoot toad) is the source of this 1806-nucleotide messenger RNA. It is a transcript of the gene TAF7L, whose product is annotated as TATA-box binding protein associated factor 7 like. The coding region runs from base 195 to 1247 and encodes 350 amino acids. NCBI's taxonomy places the organism in Eukaryota, Metazoa, Chordata, Amphibia, Anura, Pelobatidae. Gene Ontology annotation, molecular function: RNA polymerase II general transcription initiation factor activity. Gene Ontology annotation, biological process: transcription initiation at RNA polymerase II promoter; RNA polymerase II preinitiation complex assembly. Gene Ontology annotation, cellular component: transcription factor TFIID complex. The record is from RefSeq and is a predicted model, not a curated record. The transcript is spliced from 12 exons.
UGAUUGGCUGUCCCACUAUCCCGUUCUGAUUGGCUGUCUGCUACGCUUCCUGUGCACCGAAACUUGCUGGAACCAUAAACAUCCGUCCUGGAUGGUCAGACUUCGUUUCCUGUAUGUGCAGCCAGUGAUCUCAUUGUGAGAUAUUAUUAUUAUUAUAUAGAGAUUCCUGGCGGGAGCUCAGCGCUGGACUGAGCAUGACAUCCACAAAGCAAAAGACAUCAAGAAGUAAAGAUGAUGCCCCUCACGAGUUAGAAAGUCAAUGUAUUCUAAGACUCCCACAGGAAUAUGCAUCCACUGUCAGAAGAAUGGUUCAGGCUGGGAAUGUCAAUGCCAAAGAUCGACUAUCUAUUGAAUUACAUCCGGAUGGACGUCAUGGGAUUGUUCGUGUGGACCGCGUUCCCCUGGCAGCCAAGCUGGUUGAUGUCCCCUGCGUUUUAGAGUGUAUGAAAACUAUUGACAAGAAAACUUUCUACAAAACUGCAGAUAUCUGCCAGAUGUUGGUAUGUACCGUGGAUGGUGAUCUAUAUCCUCCCUUGGAAGAACCAACAGGCACAAGUGACCCAAAAGCAAGCAAAAAGAAGGACAGGGACCGAGAAAAGAAAUUUAUUUGGAAUCACGGAAUCACACUUCCCUUGAAGAAUGUUCGAAAGAGGCGCUUCAGGAAAACUGCCAAAAAAAAGUACAUUGAGUCACCUGAUGUGGAGAAAGAAGUGAAACGUCUCUUGAGUACAGAUGCAGAGGCUGUCAGUGUGCGUUGGGAAGUGAUUGCUGAAGAUGAAUCCAAAGAGGUGGAGAAUCUGACUGCAUUGGAUGGCUCCCCAGGAAUGUCUGGAAUCAAACCUGGCCGUGGGUCUUCAGUGGAGAGGGAUGAACUACGGGAGAUCUUCAACGACAUUAGUAGCAGCAGUGAUGGUGAAGAGGAGGAGGAGGAGCGGGAGAGACAAGAGGAAGAAGAUCUAAAUAUCAUGGAGACUGAAGAGGAGCAAAGGGGACACCAGGACGGCCAAGAUGGGGGCACUAAUCAAAUGGCUCUGGAAUUGCAGAAACAAGUUGAGAAUUUACAGAAAAAAUUGCGUGAGACCCAAGAGAGAAGGAAGAGACAGGAGGAGCUUAUAAUGAAAGUGGAGAAUGUAGCUCUGAAGACUCGCUUGCAGGCUGUGCUAGAUGAAUUCAGACAGCAAGAGGACAGAGAAAAACAACAGGUGACUUCUUUCCAAGAACAGCUCGAGGCUUUGAUUGAGAAAUGAAAACCACAUGACAUCCAUAGACUCGUCUUUUUGAAGCUCCCUGUUUCAUGAUUGAGAUUUAAGAGGUUAACUGCCCAUACUGGAGCUUGAAUGUCAAAAAUGAAUAUCUCUGUGGGAUAUGACAUUCCAACACAUGCAUUCUAUGUUGGACCAUUCAGCAAAAACGUACCAGUACAGUAGACUCAAGCUUGGCUGUCAGCAUUUCAGAUCCGGUGUGCUCAAAGCAACUGCAUGUUAGCAAGGCUGCAACGUUGGAAGGCUAAUUGGUCCAUUGAAAAAUGAGUACAAGAUAAUCUGUAACAUUCAUAAACAUCCACCUAUUUAACCUUUUUAUAAUAAACAAUAAAUACCUAAAAAUUGCCUACUUUUUAUGUAGCAAUAUAAAAAUCUAAGGGACAUAUUUAUACGCUACCAUAUCCCACAGUGUUCCAGUACAAACAUCUUUCAUUCAUUAACAGCUCUGUACAAGUUGUAACCCAUUUAGACUUGGUAAAACAUGAUUUCACCUACAUCAUAGGAAAUAGCUUUUCACAUAAAAACAAUAAAGAUGUGGAAUUUU